AUGGCGGUCAGUCGUAAUUUUCUCGGCUCCGCCAUAGUCACUUAUCUAUAUCUGUUCUGUUGUUUAAGUCGCUCUUUAAUUUAUCUAAAUACGCUCAUUUUCUGUCCAUCUUAUGCCCUUGAUGAUUCUGGAGUUACAAAGACCACUAAUGAAGUGGAUUUAUACCGUGCAAGUUGCUCGUCGUCGAUGCGUUUGUUCCGCCAUCUUGGAUUUUCAUCUUCAACAAGAUCGCAUCGCUACUUCACUGCUCGGAUAUCUCAUACUCCGAACUCCGUUUCCUCCUUUAACCUAACGCGUCUUCGCUUAACAACGAGUGGCGACAUCAGCCCGAACCCUGGUCCACUAAUUACGUCUUUUACAACAAAUCGUCGAGCAGUUAAACAUCGAAGCCAUCAUCAUAGCCACCGCUCCAACGUUGUGCAGGUAAACCGCGUAUCUGAUCUCCAUUUGAGUACAUCGAACACUCAGCUGACCAUGUGCACGUUAAAUGCUCGCUCUAUUUCAAACAAAUCUGCACUGUUUGUUGAUUAUGUCAGCGAAUGCAAAGCCGACCUAGUUGCAAUAACGGAAACUUGGUUAUCAGACAACGACUCCGCUGUGUGCUACGAGAUAACUCCUGCUGGCUAUAAACUGUUACACUGCCCUAGGGGUGAUCGUAGAGGUGGAGGUACGGCCCUCUUGUUCAGAGAUAACAUCAAUGUUUCCAAGCUCGAAACUGUUUCAAGGAUUUCCUUUGAAUCUUCUGAAUACCUUGUCUGCACUGGCUCCCUACGCUUUCGAUUGGCAAUCAUCUAUCGACCGCCGUACUCUGUUAAUCAUCCUGUGACUGUGAACAGUUUUAUUGACGAAUUUUCUGAGUACCUUGAAUCUGUUAUCCUAUCUAACGAUGUCCUGUGUUUAACUGGCGAUUUUAACAUCCAUGUUGAUGAUCACAAUGAUUCAGCUGCUUGUCGCUUUUUGGAUUUAUUGGAGUCAAUGUCUUUAACUCAACAUGUGACAGAACCAACGCAUGAACUUGGUCAUACACUAGAUCUGGUAAUUACUCGAAAGUCAGACAACCUUAUUAGCGGUCGACCAGCGCCUGACAUUCUAUUUUCGGAUCAUCUAGCGUUACUUUUCAAAUUGAAAACACCUCGACCACCUCUCAAAGUUGGGCGUGUCUCAUUUAGGAAGUUGCGAUCAAUUGAUAAGUCUGCUUUUGCGGAUGAAAUCUGUAACAGCGAGCUUCUUCAAACGGAUACUGAAGAUCCUGACGAGCUGGCCGCCUUAUUCAACAAUACAUUGCGUUCCCUGCUGGAUCGGCACGCUCCUGUUAAGCAAAAGAAUGUUACUAUUAGAUCUCGUGUUCCAUGGAUGAAUGAUGAAAUUAUAUUGGCUAAACGUCAACGGAGGAAAGCUGAAAGGAAAUGGAGGGCUUCUAAAGCACACAUCGAUUUACUAUCCUAUCGCGCAAUGAGAAAUCGAGUGACGUUUUUGAGUAAUGAGGCUCGUUGUGCAUACUAUACAAACUUCAUAACUGAGAACAGCACGGACCAGAGAAGGUUAUUUAGAGCAAGUAAGUCCCUGCUGAAUUUAUCAAAUGGUCCUGGCCUCCCACUGUCGACUAAUGAUUAUCAGUUGGCUAAUGAUUUUGGAAAAUUCUUUGCUCAAAAAAUUGCUGAUAUCAAGUCUGUUAUUGCAAACCAGAGCCGCCUUCCUGUCACCAUCGACGCUGCCAGUACUGUGACUGCUUCCUGUUUUUCAGAAUUUACUCUCCUGUCCGAAUCAGAGGUUUUUGAUUUAAUCAAAGCUUCAUCAAAGAAAUCUUGUCUUCUUGAUCCUAUUCCAACCAAACUUCUUACUGACUUCGCCGAUGUGCUACUACCUCCGAUCACGAAAAUAAUAAAUCUUUCGCUUGAUUCUGGUUAUUUUCCAUGCACCUGGAAAAGUGCUCUAGUACGGCCGCUGUUGAAGAAGGAUGGAUUACCUCUUGUUUUUAAGAACUACAGACCCUGUUUCAAUCCGCCUAUCGACAGAACCACAGCACAGAAACUGCACUCCUUAAGGUUAUGA
Molecule: messenger RNA, 2052 nt
Organism: Pocillopora verrucosa
Lineage: Eukaryota; Metazoa; Cnidaria; Anthozoa; Scleractinia; Pocilloporidae
Source: RefSeq, a predicted model, not a curated record